AUGGAUGGGAACCAACUUGUAGUAACUUGUUCGAUUUCACAAAAUAAAAACUCUUUCAUCCCCACCUACGCUCUUAUUGAUACCGGAGCAUCAGGAUACGCUUUCAUUGACGAAUCUUUUGCACGUCACAACAAUCUUAUAAUGACCCCUCUUAAAAUACCUCGCCAUGUAGACGUUAUAGACGGAAGGACUAUCAAAACAGGAAAGAUUACCUAUAUUGUCGAUGUCUCGUUAGACAUUCAUGGUCAUCAGGAGAUGGCCCCAUGUUUUGUGACGAAGUUAGGACACUACCUGAUUGUGAUGGGGAUACGUUGGAAGCGACGUCAUGAUGUUACGAUUCGACCAAAGGAAAAUCUACUUGUUUUUGACUCUCGGAACUGUUGUCAACAGUGUUCACUUAGUGGAACUGCAGUUAUUGUUCAUGGCAUCUCGAUUCCUUUACCGGAACACUAUACAGUCAUCGUUUCAGUAACUGAAAAAUCUACCAUCGACAUCGAAGAGCUAGUACCGAAGGAGUUUCACCAUCAUCUCGAUAUAUUCAAGGAAUAUGAUGCUUCAGACCUUCCACCAUAUCGGCUAUCCCAUGAUAUUGAAAUAGUGUUAGAAGAAGGCGAACGACCACCAUAUAGACCUAUAUAUGGAUUGUUUCAAAUCGAGUUGAAAGCACUACGGGAAUAUCUUGAUGAAAAUUUACCCAAAGGAUUUAUUCGGGCUAGUGAGUCACCAGCGGGAGCAUCUAUAUUGUUCGUAAAGAAAGGCGAUGGAACCCUUCGACUUUGUGUUGACUAUCGAGGUCUAAAUGCAAUCACAAUCAAAAAUCAAUAUCCAUUACCAUUGUUAAAGGAAACCCUGGCUAAGCUGUCAAGAGCACAAUACUAUACCAAGUUGGAUUUACGUUGUGGAUAUAAUCAGAACAGGAUAGCGGAGGGAGAUGAAUGGAAAACGGCAUUCAGAACUCGAUAUGGACAUUUCGAAUAUACAGUAAUGCCGUAUGGAUUAGCUAAUGCCCCUGCUACAUUUCAACACUGGAUCAAUGAUAUUCUACAACCUUAUCUUGAUCAAUUUGUGACGGCAUAUUUGGAUGAUAUCCUUAUCUAUUCCGAGACUCUAUCGGAACAUAAAAAACACAUUCAAAAGGUUCUAAAGAUACUUGAUGAGAAUCAUGUUCACCUUAAACCUGAAAAAUGUGAAUUUAUGGUUCAGGAAAUGAAAUAUCUUGGUUAA
Morchella sextelata is the source of this 1224-nucleotide messenger RNA. RefSeq lists its product as uncharacterized. The coding region runs from base 1 to 1224 and encodes 407 amino acids. The transcript has a single exon. Lineage: Eukaryota; Fungi; Ascomycota; Pezizomycetes; Pezizales; Morchellaceae. The record is from RefSeq and is a predicted model, not a curated record.